Messenger RNA from Erythranthe guttata (spotted monkey flower), 347 nucleotides. The record is from RefSeq and is a predicted model, not a curated record. Lineage: Eukaryota; Viridiplantae; Streptophyta; Magnoliopsida; Lamiales; Phrymaceae.
AGGAAGGUGUAAUGAAUACGGGAGACGAUGAAACACGACGUUAUUUCAAGCAUUCGUGUGUGAAAGUGCUGUUGUGUCCACGGAUUGCUGGGAAAGGUAGCUGGGCCAAAAAGCAGGAAACAGGAACAAUAUACACUCAUCACCAAAAAAGUGUGAUCGUAGAUGUAGCGGCCGGUGAUUACGGAAGAAGCAUCGUAGCAUUUGUGGGAGGUCUCGACUUAUGCAAGGGAAGAUACGACACGCCACACCACCCGAUUUUCAGCACACUUGAAACUGUUCACAAAGAUGACUAUCAUAAUCCCAAUUUCAUGGUAUUAAUUUAAUUUCCUUUCAUUAAUUUAUUUUUC